Messenger RNA from Acytostelium subglobosum LB1, 1068 nucleotides. RefSeq lists its product as hypothetical. The transcript is spliced from 2 exons. Gene Ontology annotation, molecular function: polygalacturonase activity. NCBI's taxonomy places the organism in Eukaryota, Evosea, Eumycetozoa, Acytosteliales, Acytosteliaceae. The coding region runs from base 1 to 1068 and encodes 355 amino acids. The record is from RefSeq and is a predicted model, not a curated record. Gene Ontology annotation, biological process: carbohydrate metabolic process.
AUGGUGGGCGGCAUCAUUGCUGAAGGUAUAUCGGAUGUUAUCAUUAGAUUCGAAGGUACCAUUAUUUUCACGGACAACAUCGACACGUGGCCCCGCACAGCCAACGGGCAGGUGUUGGAGUGUUUCAAGUUUGACAACUUUAACAAUGUAACGCUGACCUCAAGUGGACUUGGAACACUGGAUGGUCAGGGCGAAGCUUGGUGGGGUCUGCUAGGAUAUGCAGAGUACCAAGAGAACAGACCAAGGAUGUUGUCAAUGGGCAGCUGUAAAUCAAUACUUCUCGAGAACCUAUUCUUCAAGAACUCACCAUACUGGACUGUUUGGAUCUAUGAUGUCGAUGGUCUAGAGAUAAGAUACAGUCAUAUAUCAAACAGACGAAAUGACUUUGAUGGACAUGAUUACUGGAACUUGUUCGCAUUCAAUACUGAUGGAUUCGAUGUCACUGGAAAGAAUGUUUGGAUACAUGAUUGCUCGGUUUGGAACCAGGAUGAUUGUGUUGCCGUGAAGGAUGGCUCAGAGAAUAUGUUGAUUGAACGUGUCAAUGCAAGUGGACUUGGUUUGACUAUUGGAUCGAUUGGCGGUUCGGAUGUGAGGAACAUUACAUUCAGAGACUGCUACAUGCACAAGACCUACAAGGGUGUUUACGCCAAGUUUAGAGGAUCAGGAUUGAUCUCUGACGUACUCUAUGAGAACAUUGUAAUGUUUGAACCUGAGCAAUGGCCCAUUUGGAUCGGUCCCGCACAACAAUCAGACAAUGUAGACAUAUGUCUGCCACAUCCAUGCAGUCUAUGUUGGCCAGAGAUACCAUUGGCAGAGUGUAACAUGCCAAACAAUGCCAGCUACGUCGACAUCACUCUCAGGAACAUCACAGUGAUCAAUCCAGUCAAGGAGACUGGAGUUAUCAUUGGAAGUGCCACCAACCCAAUGACCAACAUACUCUUUGAUGGUGUGGUAUUCCAAAACUCUGAUGGGCCUGUUGCCAGCUACUUUGCCUGCGAGCAUGUCGCAAGUGGUCUGGCAACUGGUGGCACAUAUCCAGUGCCAUCAUGUUUCCAAUCAUCAUCAUAA